Molecule: messenger RNA, 1032 nt
Organism: Lodderomyces jiufengensis
Lineage: Eukaryota; Fungi; Ascomycota; Pichiomycetes; Serinales; Debaryomycetaceae
Product: dolichyl-diphosphooligosaccharide--protein glycotransferase
Exons: 1
Coding region: 1-1032 (343 amino acids)
Cellular component (GO): oligosaccharyltransferase complex
Source: RefSeq, a predicted model, not a curated record
AUGAAAAUAAUAUCAGUAGUAACACUACUACUUUUUAGUCUAACACAUUCAUUAGCUAACAAUUACGAUCAAUUAGAUGAAACAAUAUCAAUUUCAGAAAACAAUAUAAUACAAAUUCAUAAUGGUGAUUUAUCAAUUAUAGAUUCAUUUAAACCAAGACCAUUUUAUACAUUAUUAUACCUAACAUCAUCAAAUCCAAAACAUGAAUGUCAAUUGUGUGCGGUAUUAGGUCCAAUGAUCCACAAGUUAUCUCAAGUAUGGUACAAAGAAAAUUAUAUAUAUAAUAAAGACCUAGUGUUUGUUGAAGCAAAUUUAAAAGAUUUUUCAAAUGCUAAAAUAUUCAAUCAUUUAAAAUUAACUACAAUACCUCAUAUUUGGCUAAUACCUCCACAAUUUAAUGAAUCUUCAACUUCAAUAUUGGAUGAUACUCAUUAUCAAUUGAAUCCACCACCACUUUCUGAAGAUAAACAAAUACUUGCAUUAAAUGAAUUCUUAAAUGAACAAUUAUCAAAACAAAUUAAAUUACCUCAAAGUUCAAGUGGUGAUCAAGCUUUUAGUACAUUUUUCAAAACUUUUUUGAUUACUUUUUCAGUUAUAGUACUUAUUAAAAAGAAAGGUCCUUCAUUUUUAACAUCAACUAAAAAGAAAACCGUUAUUUCCAUAAUAUCAAUACUAUUUGUGAUUUUAUGUACAUCAGGUUAUCAAUUCACAUUACAAAAUAAAGUUCCAUUAUUAACUAAGAACAAAGAUGAUAACUCAUUAAUCUUCAUUAGUGGUGGAACUCAUUAUCAAUACGCUGUAGAAAUUGCUAUAGUAAGUUUAAAUUAUUUAAGUUUAUUUAUAUUUUUUAUCAGUUUAAUUAAAUUAGGAGAUUACAAAAUUACUGAUACUUCCAUGAUCAAAAAUGAAAAAUUAAGGAUUUGGUUCAUUAUUUUAAAUUCUUUAAUUAUUUAUAUAUUGAUAAGUUGUUUAACUAGUAUCAUAUUGAGAAAAGAUGGGAAUUAUCCUUAUGCAUUUACAGUGCUAUUUUAA